AUGCUCAAGGUCGUACUCAAAUACUCGACCAAAGAAAUCGGAGCUUACAAGUGGUAUAUUGUAGGUAAUCAAACGUUUUGUGCGGCUACAUUCAUGGUGAAAGCGAUGGCUGAAGAUGAACCAUUGUUUCCAUAUGAUGUUACUGUUCUUGGCGGAGUGGCGUAUAUUGUGCCGGUAAGAUUUGUAGUAUUAUAUUAGGUUGUUCAAAUAGUUAUAUGUCCCCUAUAAAAGCAAAUUUUCGGAAUUAGAGAGCACAGAAUUAUUUGAACAACCUAAUAUAUUAAUUGUAAAGGAAAAACACAAGAGCUAAUCUUCAUUUCGGCUCUUUGUAUAGUCAGAAAUACUACUAAUUCAACUUAAUAUAGCUAACUUCAGCGAGCUUUACAGCUUUCUCCCUUUAAAAUCUAUGUUUUUCUCUAAAAUUCAAAAAUCUGCAUAUAAAUUUUAAAAAAUGUUACCAUUUCAGACUAGCACCACAUUUCUUCGCAUCUUCUACGCUGUGUUCCACAUAUUUUUUGUCAGUCAUUUUUGUUUUGUCACCUUAAUGUUCCUCUUUCGCUUCGCUCAAACCACGAACAAACAGAAGAUGAUCAAAAUAAUGUCAAAUAGAAAACUACUGCUCUAUGUCUACGUUCCUGGCUUUAUCUGUAUCUGCUUCUUAUGCUAUGUUGAUGCUUUAUAUAGUCUACCUGACAUUGAUAUGUAUCUUCAAGUAUUUGGAAACUCAAACCCUAUGAUUGCUGACUAUAUUAAAGGAAAGCCGCUGCUGGUUGAAGUUGUAAGUUUUUAUAUUUAUCAACCUAAUAUUAUCACUAAGGUACUGAUAAUUUCAGUAAAUCAUGUUUGUAAGCUGUAGAACCAAAAAAUUAUUGGAAUACCCCCCCCAGUGAAAACCUUUAAAUCCAAUAUCGAACCACCUUUGCAGAGCACCUGGUACAACAACUACGAAAGGUUCAUCCCCACCCUAAUAGGCUUUUUCAUCUGUUCAUUUUCAACCUACGGCUGUUACAGUUUUCAAAGCCAGCGAAGUAACACUUUUGGUGACCGUACUCGCGCCCUCUACCGUACUCUCAUCAACGCAUUACUAAUCGAAAUGGCAGUAAUAGCCCUUGCUGUCGUUUUGCCAGUCUUUAUCUGUCAAGUCCUGAUUGGAGUCAAAUAUCGACCAAUUGGAACGGCUUUAAUGUGGAGAUGGUUGUCAUUAUACCCAAUAUUCUCCAUGUCUUUCACCAUGACCUAUAUCGGAUGUUACAGAAGGGGCUUUCGGCAAAUGAUGCUGAAGAGUAUCUUUGGAAUGGAGGAGAAGAAUGGCGUUAUUGUGCAACAGAAACCUUCGACUUACGUCUCAGCCGCUAAUUCUGCUCCUUCUUGA
This is a messenger RNA of Bursaphelenchus okinawaensis, 1372 nucleotides long. The record is from the annotation of a GenBank genome assembly. Lineage: Eukaryota; Metazoa; Nematoda; Chromadorea; Rhabditida; Aphelenchoididae.